Molecule: messenger RNA, 8426 nt
Organism: Zalophus californianus (California sea lion)
Lineage: Eukaryota; Metazoa; Chordata; Mammalia; Carnivora; Otariidae
Gene: MEGF10
Product: multiple EGF like domains 10
Exons: 26
Coding region: 740-4153 (1137 amino acids)
Biological process (GO): apoptotic cell clearance
Molecular function (GO): Notch binding
Source: RefSeq, a predicted model, not a curated record
UUCUCCGUCCCACAUUUGCGAUCCUUCCCUGGCACCACUGGGGACGUGCCGUCCAUCCAGCGGGCCGCCCGGCGCUGUCCCCAGCACCCCAAGUCCUUAGAGAGGGUCUAGAACACCUCCCAGGGACUUUGGCGCGGGUGCUCUCACUAAAGGCAGACGGCCACUCUCUCCACUACCCCCUUGGUUCAUUUCUUGCGGUGACCCCACGGUCUGCCAACUUCGCGACCUGACUAUUUGCUAGGGUCACUCCUGCGCGGUGGAAGCCGCUCCGGGCAGCGGCGACCCGCGAUCGGGACUCAGGAGCCGGGCGGGUAGGAUCCUGCCGGUGGCACUAGGGAGUGCGCGGCGCCAAGCGACACCCCCCUGCGGUCACUGCCCCGGCGGCAGCAGCUGCGGCAGCGGCAACUGCUCGCAUCCCAGCCCCGGCUCGGGUUACUCCCCUCCUCCUCCAGCAUCUCGGGCCAGACCGGGAAAACCUUGUUCAAGUUUGCGGCGAGUACUUUCCCCGUGCGCAAAACUAGGGGUCUGGAAACGCGCCGAGACCGGCCUCCUUUCCCGCGUGUCCACUUUGGAGCCUCAACGGAGACCCCCAGGGAUAUGUUCCUGGAGGUGAGGAGCUGGGCGUGAGUUCCAGGUGCAGGCCAUGCUGUUAUUACACACCCGAGCUGGUGAGUGCCUGGCACAUAGUAGGUGUUCAAUAAAUGCCUGCCGAUGACUUCAUGUUGUUCUUCCGAAAAAAAUGGUUAUCUCUUUGAACUCAUGCCUGAGCUUUAUCUGUUUCUCGUUAUGCCUCUGGAGCAGAACAGCAUCAUCCCUGAAUCUUGAAGACCCUAAUGUGUGCAGCCACUGGGAAAGCUACUCAGUGACUGUGCAAGAGUCAUACCCACAUCCCUUUGAUCAAAUCUACUACACCAGCUGCACUGACAUUCUGAACUGGUUUAAAUGCACACGGCACAGAAUCAGUUAUCGGACAGCCUAUCGGCAUGGGGAGAAGACUAUGUAUAGGCGCAAAUCCCAGUGUUGUCCUGGAUUUUAUGAAAGCAGGGAAAUGUGUGUCCCCCACUGUGCUGAUAAAUGUGUCCACGGUCGCUGCAUUGCUCCAAACACCUGUCAGUGUGAGCCUGGCUGGGGUGGGAUCAACUGCUCCAGUGCCUGUGAUGGUGAUCACUGGGGGCCCCACUGCAGCAGCCGGUGCCAGUGCAAAAAUGGGGCUCUGUGCAACCCCAUCACGGGGGCUUGUCACUGCGCAGCAGGCUUCCGGGGCUGGCGUUGUGAGGACCGCUGUGAGCAGGGCACCUACGGUAAUGACUGUCACCAGAGAUGCCAGUGUCAGAAUGGAGCCACCUGUGACCACAUCACGGGGGAAUGCCGCUGUCCACCAGGCUACACUGGAGCCUUCUGUGAGGAUCUUUGUCCCCCUGGCAAGCAUGGGCCACAGUGCGAGCAGAGAUGUCCCUGUCAAAAUGGAGGAAUCUGUCAUCACGUCACUGGAGAAUGCUCUUGUCCUGCUGGCUGGCUGGGCACAGUGUGUGGUCAGCCUUGCCCUGAGGGUCGCUUCGGAAAGAACUGUUCACAAGAAUGUCAGUGCCAUAAUGGAGGGACGUGUGAUGCUGCCACAGGCCAAUGUCAUUGCAGUCCAGGAUACUCAGGGGAACGGUGCCAGGACGAGUGUCCCGUUGGCACAUAUGGAGUUCGCUGUGCUGAGACGUGUCAGUGUGUCAACGGAGGGAAGUGCUAUCACGUGAGCGGCUCAUGCCUCUGCGAAGCAGGUUUUGUUGGUGAGCACUGUGAGGCACGCCUGUGUCCAGAAGGGCUCUACGGCAUCAAAUGUGACAAGUGGUGUCCCUGCCACCUGGACAACACUCAUAGCUGUCACCCCAUGUCUGGAGAGUGUGCCUGCAAGCCGGGCUGGUCGGGACUCUACUGCAAUGAGACGUGUUCUCCUGGAUUCUUCGGGGAAGCUUGCCAACAGAUCUGCAGCUGCCAAAACGGGGCUGACUGUGACAGUGUGACCGGGGAGUGCACCUGUGCCCCAGGAUUCAAAGGAAUUGACUGCUCUAUCCCGUGCCCGCUGGGAACCUAUGGAAUAAACUGCUCCUCUCUGUGUGGCUGUAAGAACGAUGCUGUCUGCUCACCUGUAGAUGGGUCUUGUACUUGCAAGGCAGGCUGGCACGGGGUGGACUGCUCCAUCAGCUGCCCCAGCGGCACUUGGGGCUUUAGCUGUAACCUGACCUGCCAGUGCCUCAACGGGGGAGCCUGCAACACCCAAGAUGGGACCUGCACGUGCGCACCCGGGUGGCGCGGGGAGAAGUGUGAGCUCCCCUGCCAGGAUGGCACGUAUGGGCUGAACUGUGCGGAGCGCUGUGACUGUAGCCACGCCGAUGGCUGUCACCCCACGACGGGCCACUGCCGCUGCCUCCCGGGAUGGUCAGGUGUCCACUGUGACAGCGUGUGUGCUGAGGGGCGCUGGGGCCCCAACUGCUCUCUGCCCUGCUACUGUAAAAACGGAGCUUCGUGCUCCCCGGACGACGGCAUCUGUGAGUGUGCACCCGGGUUCCGAGGCACCACUUGUCAGAGAAUCUGCUCCCCUGGUUUCUAUGGGCAUCGCUGCAGCCAGACAUGCCCACAAUGUGUGCACAGUAGUGGGCCCUGCCACCACAUCACGGGCCUGUGUGACUGCCUACCUGGCUUCACAGGUGCCCUCUGCAAUGAAGUGUGUCCCAGUGGCAGAUUUGGGAAAAACUGUGCAGGAGUUUGUACCUGUACCAACAACGGAACCUGUAACCCCAUUGACCGAUCUUGUCAGUGUUACCCGGGCUGGAUCGGCAGUGACUGCUCUCAACCUUGUCCACCUGCUCACUGGGGCCCAAACUGCAUCCACACGUGCAACUGCCACAAUGGGGCUUUCUGCAGCGCCUACGACGGGGAAUGUAAAUGCACUCCUGGCUGGACGGGGCUCUACUGCACUCAGAGAUGUCCUCUGGGGUUUUAUGGAAAGGACUGUGCGUUGAUAUGUCAGUGUCAAAAUGGAGCUGACUGUGACCACAUCUCGGGGCAGUGCACCUGCCGCACUGGCUUCAUGGGGAAGCACUGCGAACAGAAGUGCCCUGCAGGAACGUAUGGCUAUGGCUGUCGCCAGAUAUGUGACUGUCUGAACAACUCCACCUGUGACCACAUCACCGGCACCUGUUACUGCAGCCCAGGCUGGAAGGGGGCACGAUGUGAUCAAGCCGGUGUCAUCAUAGUUGGAAAUCUCAACAGCUUGAGCAGGACCAGUACGGCUCUCCCAGCUGAUUCCUACCAGAUCGGCGCGAUCGUGGGCAUCAUCAUUCUUGUGCUGGUGGUUCUCUUCCUGCUGGCCUUGUUCAUUAUUUAUAGACAAAAGCAGAAGGGAAAGGAAUCGAGCAUGCCAGCAGUAACAUACACCCCUGCUCUGAGGGUCAUGAAUGCAGACUAUGCCAUUUCAGAAACCCUUCCCCACAGCAACGGGGGAAGUGCGAACAGCCAUUACUUCACCAACCCCAGUUAUCACACGCUCACCCAGUGUGCCACAUCCCCUCAUGUCAACAACAGGGGCAGGAUGACCAUCGCCAAGUCGAAGAACAAUCAGCUGUUUGCGAAUCUGAAAAAUGUGAAUCCUGGGAAGAGAGGCCCAGUGGCAGACUGCACAGGCACACUGCCGGCGGACUGGAAACAUGGUGGCUACCUCAACGAGCUUGGAGCUUUUGGACUUGACAGAAGUUAUAUGGGAAAAUCCUUGAAAGAUUUGGGCAAGAAUUCCGAAUAUAAUUCAAGUAACUGCUCCCUAAGCAGUUCUGAAAACCCAUAUGCCACUAUUAAAGACCCACCUGUACUUAUCCCGAAAAACUCAGAGUGUGGCUAUGUGGAGAUGAAGUCGCCAGCACGGAGAGAUUCCCCCUAUGCAGAGAUCAAUAACUCAACUUUAGCCAACAAGAAUGUCUAUGAAGUUGAACCUACAGUGAGUGUUGUCCAAGGAAUAUUCAGCAAUAAUGGGCAUCUCACCCAGGAUCCAUACGACCUCCCAAAGAACAGUCACAUCCCUUGCCAUUAUGACCUGCUGCCAGUCCGAGACAGUUCCUCCUCCCCCAAGCGAGAGGACGGUGACAGCAGCAGCAGCAUCAGCAGCGAAUGACACCAAAGGACGGCUCGGUAGCCGCUGGAACAGUUUCCAGAACUGCACUUCGGUUCUUCUCCAUCCUCAAGUUUGCCACCUUAGGUGAAUGUUAAUCUACUUGGUAGGCAACUGUUGGACAUGAACCAGAAAGCUCAAAGCUGAGGCUGACUGACCGUAGGUCCUCCUUAUACAGGUGGCUCGGAAGGAGAUAUCAAUGUGACUUCCUCUUCUUCUUAGUUUUAGAACUGCACUCGUGAAGCGCGACUUCCUAUAAAAUCUGGGCUAAAAGCAUGAACAUGCGGAAGUCCUUGGGAGGGAGUCAUGGGGUGCGGUGGCUGUUGACAGUAUGGCUUGAACGAGUGCAAUUUCAAUAUUUUCUUUCUCAUUUGCAUUGCAGAGCUGUACUGAGGAUUGUGCAGUUUGUCAUAAAAUCUAGUGUGAAUCACCAAGCGUGUAGAAGAGAAGGGGCAUAUUAUCGAGUACUUAUGUUUAUUUUUUUUCAGCUGGACUCAGAAUUAUAGGGAUAAUAUGAACCCAGGAAGAAAUGUUCUGUCAAGUGGCAUACCUGGAGAGACUUGGAGUAAACUCUAGAAUUGGUUAGCACAUUUAAAUAUGAAAACUUUAGACCUUUUUUAGGAUGAAGAAAUGAAAAAUUAGAAUUAUUUUAGAAAUAGUAGAAUUAUUUCAGGAAUCAGUAUACAGGUGUGGCCGGCAGAGGGUUGUCUUCUUCGACCCUUGGCCCACUUUUGAUCCAUGAGGUCAUUCGGAUCACUGUCCCCAUCGUACAUAUUCACCACUUAAGGUCCAUAACAUAUCAAUAAUUAUUUCAUAAAUAUGGAAAUGAAAUAGUUUUAUUUUUGAGAGACUGGAUUGAACAAGUGUAUAAUGAUUGGAAAAGGUUGUAAAUUUUAAGUGUAAGAAGAUGCUUCGGUUUUGUAAACCAUUAGUAACACAUGCUGUAAUAUAGAAUUAGAAAGUUUUGAUUAAUUUUUCCCUAGAAGUGACCAGAAUAUUUUUGUGCAUAUUUGAGAAAAGGGCACUUUCCUUUUAUUAAUUGUUGAUUUAGAGAAACUAUGCUUAAGCUGGUCUUUUGCAUUGCUAAUAUGACGUGUACCCCAUUUUUCAUUAAUUUGUAUUUCCAUUUUUAAGUUGUAUAUUCUAUGUUUUGUAGUGCUUGGAUUGUUAAUGAAAAAAAUUAUAUUAUAUGUCCAUUGUUUCUUGUAUUAUUGCCACUUAUCUUUUUGCUUGAUAAAAAUUCAUUGUUCUUUUUUCCUUUUGGAGGGAGGAGACAUAAGUAUAUAAAUCAAAUCUAUUAAAAAUCGGUCAUUACUUAAAUAGUAAAGUAACCGUAGGUGAAUGGCUUAUAAUUGAACUAGAGAAGCUUUUUAAUAUUCCAAAAUGGAGCUCCUUUUGAUCUGUGGGUUCUGAGUCUUGGCUAAGCCAGGGGGUUAGGGGAGUGAGGAGCUGUUGGUUAUUAGCAAGUACCACAGAUUGGUCUUACUGAAGACCUUCAUUGGGAUGAUCCCACAACUGAUCAUCCAAACUGGGACACUUUUGAGAGUAAAUGAGGGCAUUAUUAAUAUUUAACCUGCCAUGGGCUUAAAUCUGGACUGUCCCAAGCAAACCAGAAUGGAUACUCAACCUGUGCACACCUGUCACGCACUAACGUUUUUCACUUCAAGGUGGUUGUCUCGAGAAUGCCAACCUGAUGCAAAAAAGCCAGUUUCUCUUUGACUUACCUGAGCAAGCGGAAGGGCUGAAAUGCUGCAUGAGGAAGCAACUUCAUGAGAGAAAACUGUGGCUGUGAAUCUUUAAAGACAGGAAACCCUAUGUGGUGUCUCAGUGAAUCAGCUGACAUAUAUGUAUUGUGCACCCGUUCCACCGGUAGUAUAUAUACAUAAGGCAUUGUCCCUGCCAGUUAUCAAGUUGGGGUAUCCAGUGAGUUCACAUCACACACCUGCCCCCAUGGUGGUGAUUUGGUCAGGGAGAUGAUAGAACAAACCCACCUCGAACAUUCACUCCUUUGGUGGUUGUUUCUUGUUGAGAACCCCAUAGUUAAUUCAAGGACAUAUGGAAUUACUUGGAACACACCUUAGAAACAAUUGAUUCAUUCCAACAGUUACCCUUUUGCUGACCCUUGGCUUAAGGGGGUGGGUAGGCAUCUAAUUGAGACACUUGUGGGUCACUAGCCACGAAAAGUCCUUUCUGGUAAGAAAAAAAGUCUUUUUCCUCUUCUCGUUUAAGCAUCAUCUCUUUACUGUUCCAUGAUACAUUUGAGUCUCCCCAUAACAUCCCCGAUAGAGUUAAAAAAAAUUUUUUUUCUCAUUACACUACAAAAAAAACAAAACAAAACACCGAAACCCUGAAAGCUUCCUGUGCAAAAACAAGAGCAUCUCAAGCAGAAAGCCUGAGCAGCAGAUGUGGAUUCCGAAGGGGCACUGACAUCCCUCCCUGUGCAUUCUCUCUGGUAGACCAGUUGCUCAGGAUUGAUGCUGUUCUGACACCACAUUUGUAUCAGAGGCGAUACAGAGUUUGGCGAUACAGUUGCUCACCAGAGUUCACUCAAGAUUUUUCAAACACGAGAACACAUAUAACAUUUUGGGUAUUGUAAAAAUGACAUAGUGUAUUUGGAGAGGUAUAGUUGAGAAGCCAAAGCUUCCUAGAUAUUUUGAUCCAGGUUUGGGUAAAGAGAGAAAUUCAUCUGUUGGAAUUAAAAGACAAAAGGACCUGGCAAGUUUGUUUUCCGCCCCCUGAAAUUGCCACCUUUGGAUCCUUCCAGAUAUGUCUAAUGUAAUUUAAUGGUGAUGUAAUUCUUUAUACACCGUGACUCUAUUCUCUUGACCUUUGAGCUCAUUCAUUGGGACGCUAAAAUUAACUUCUUCCUCAUAUCCUACAGUGGUCAGAGCAGUGAAUGAGCUUGGCAAUACCAAGGAAAAGCCAUUCACAUAGGAAUGUCAGCCAAACUCUUCUUUCCCUAGAGGAUGAUAUGUCAGGAAAUUUACAAACUAUUUGUAUUUAUAUAUAAAUACAUCAAAAGUGGCCCAGCUAAUAGCUUAUGUACUUGCUGUAAUAUGGAGAAUAUGUUAUUUAUAGUGAAUUAUAUGAUAAGGAAUAUUUCAUAAUUAUUUACAAUGCUUGCUAUAAUUUCCUCUCACAUGCUACAGUCAUUAUACCAAGAGAGCAUGCAAUGUGUUUAGCAUUAUCUCUAUGGUAAAUUAUAUUCACCAAUUUUAGGAAAGCCAAUGUAGAAUUUUAUAAGAUAGUUAUAACCUAUCCCAACCAAUUCUAUUAGCACAACCACUGUGUGCUGUGAGAAAUGCAAACCACUUUAUGAAAAUGUGGUCAUUCCAAAGAGCUACAGCAGUACUUCACAAUUAUUGGGGGGUUUUAAACCAUAAAUAUUGAAAAAGUUGCAUGGGAGUAUUACACUACUAACUCAUGUCAACAUUAGAAGUCCAGUUACCACUUAGAAUAAGACGAAGUCAAAAAAAUUGCAUUUUAAGGUUAUGUUUUUUAAAAUAACAAAUCUCCUAUCUUCAGUAAUGUCUUUAUUAUUCCAACUCAGUAUUUAAUAGAUAUUUUGAUCUUAAAGGCUUUACGUCAUUGAAGUGUAUACAAAUGUGCCCGUGUGAGUCACAUAGUGUGGAUGAGUGCUUAUUUCUUCACUAAAGAUGUACAGCAAACGACCCUUUUAGGGUCUUCUGACCAGUGGUGACCUAACACCGGGUCUGCUUGUUUUCAUUCAGUAUUUAAUCCAGGCUUCCUUUUGAUAUGAAGAAAUCGCAACAUAUAUUUUUAAAAGGAAAAAAAAAUCAAAAUACGUAAGAAUUUUCCUGAUUGUAGCAAACACAAAAAUGCUUUCAGUGUGAAAAUAUCUCUAUUUUCCAAAGAUGGUAAACUUUGGUCAGUAUUAGCUCACGUUGUCAUUUAUUAUCACCAAAGGAGGAUAGAUUAAUGCAAUAAACUUUCUAAUAAAAAAACCUUUAAAGUAGUGUUUAUUUGUACGUCUGAUUCAAUUGUUAAUGAGAAGUGAAAACCUUAUGAUCUUACUGGAAAAAUUAAUAUUUUUUCACGUGUAACACCGUAGCACUUUAUAUAGGCACGUAAAAACAAUUGCAUUUUAUUAUAUUUAACUGUUCACAUAUCUGCUUUCCCUUCAGACUGCUUGUUCUUUAAGGACAGAGGCAAUAUUUUGUAUAUAUUUGGAUUCCAGCAACCCCGGUUAGUAGCCGAGAGUCAAGUCUUCUGUAUAAAUAACUUUAGGUCAUCUUACUUGAAUUUGUUUCUUAAA